Messenger RNA from Oncorhynchus nerka (sockeye salmon), 2157 nucleotides. RefSeq names its product SH2 domain-containing adapter protein D-like. Bases 276 to 1466 code for a protein of 396 amino acids. Lineage: Eukaryota; Metazoa; Chordata; Actinopteri; Salmoniformes; Salmonidae. Gene Ontology annotation, molecular function: phosphotyrosine residue binding. The record is from RefSeq and is a predicted model, not a curated record. The transcript has 7 exons.
UCUAAAGGUUUCCUUCGUAGUUGCUCUCACUUGCGAUUAGUCGUUUCCCAGCGGAACUUUGCUGUUAUUCUGCACCCUCGCACGCAGGCUGUCACACUGGAGCGAAAUGAUUGUUCUUUCCAUAUUUACGUUCAUGGACAAAAGCUAUUAUUAACAUAGGACUACUUUCUACGAUCAAAAUGAAGAAAAGUGGAAUAAAACGCUCGCAUACUGAGUGGUAGGACUGAAGAAACCUUUCUUUCAACCCAUCAAGUGCCUGAGGGAGCAGAGGUCAAAUGGCAAAGUGGCUCAAAGACUAUUUGAGUUUUGGGAGCAGGAGGAUGCCUCCUCAGCCACCCAAACCAGACUACACAGAGAGUGAGAUACUGAAAGCCUAUCGGGCUCAGAAGAAACUAGACUUUGAGGACCCAUACGAGGACUCUGAGAACCGGGCCAGAAACGAGUCUGGGUCCUCAGACUCCUCCUACCCUGCCUUUGGUUCUCCUCUGAAGUCCGCCAGCCUGGAUAUGAAGGUUGUAUCUCCCAAACAUCGCCUCAUCAAGAUGGACUCUCAGGACCUGGGGCGAACUAAGAUCUUACUGAGUGCCGUCUCCCUAGAAGAUCAAGAGCCUGUGGUUCCGUCAGCCCCAGCAGUAAGAGAUGCAGAUUAUUCUGAUCCGUUUGAUGCUCACACAAACCCCCAGCCAGAGUCUGAUCUGGGACCUGUGCACUGCGAGAACAACGGCUACAUGGAGCCUUACGAGGCCCAACGCGUCAUCACAGAGUUGCAGCACGGUCCCGGAGUGGGUCGGACACAAGGCGAGGUGCAGCUCUACGACACUCCCUAUGAGAAGGGGCGGGGGCGGCCGCUAGGGGUGGGGCUGGGGUACAGCAACCCCCUGGAGGAAGGCAGGGAGAGCCGGUUGCCGCAGGAUGACGAGCGGCCAGCAGACGAGUACGACCAGCCAUGGGAGUGGAAAAAGGAGAACAUCUCUAAAGCCUUUGCAGUGCAGUUUGAUGGUGCUGAGUGGGAACGGUCCUCGUCCCCCACCGAGCGCCUGCGUCCACCCAGGUCCAGUCCCCUGGCAGGAGGGAGCAUGAAGUUCCGGAUGCCCUGCUCUGACCCUCACAACAUGAUGGGGGAGAGAGUAGACCCCACCCUGCCCCUGGAGAAACAAGUGUGGUACCACGGGGCACUGUCGCGGUCAGAGGCAGAGUCUCUGUUGACCCUGUGUAAGGAGUGUAGCUACCUGGUGAGGAACAGCCAGACCAGCCUCAACGACUACUCUCUCUCACUACGGAGCUGCCAAGGCUUCAUGCACAUAAAGUUCAGCCAGUGUAAGGAUGGGAAGUACGUCCUGGGGCAGAACAGCCUGCCAUUCAACACCAUCCCAGAGGUCAUCCACUUCUACACCACACACAAGCUACCAAUCAGAGGAGCCGAACACCUGUCUCUGCUCUUCCCUGUGCUCGUACAGACACUCUGAUUUGCUGGGACAAUGGUCCUGGAAUCCUAGGUCGCAUCCGCUGGCUUGUCAGUACCUUCACAGACCUUCUCGUUUCUGUUGUGCCAAAUCUCUGUGAUCUGGGAACAGAUUCAUAUGAAACGCAAUACCUGGACUGUACCAACACCUUCUCUCUGUAGCCUACCUGGGAUGCUAUCUGGACUGACUGUUUCAGAAUGAGCUUCUCACUGAGCUAGUGCUGCUGCCUGUACUGCUCCACUGGUUGACAGUCUGAGGGGAAACGUGGUUCUACUCACACAAACCUUUGUUGAUUUGAUUCUCUCUGUACUGUUAAGUAAACCUAUUUGUCAAUGCUUUAUGUUGACGAACUGGUGUCAACCCGCAUCACUUACUGUAUGGCUGUUGUAGCAGCAGCUGUGUCUGAUUGUACUACUGUUGCCGUGUGGUUGUCAUAUGAUCUGUUUGUCUGGACACUGUCAAUGACUGGUUGCAGUGCUCUGUAGUUGACCAGAACCAUUUUCAAUGGCGAGACAAAGGUUUAAACCGCCAUAUAAAUGACCAUAUCAGUGGUAAUGGGUGUUAUGGUUGAAUUCUUAUUCUUAUUAUCUGGGUCGUCAUAAUCAAUGGCAUUGUUGUCGUCUCUGACUGUAAUUAUGGAUAAGACGUUUUCUCAUUUACCUGCUGUGUUAAACAAUAAAGAGUUUCUUAAAGA